This is a messenger RNA of Gambusia affinis (western mosquitofish), 7985 nucleotides long. It is a transcript of the gene myocd, whose product is annotated as myocardin. Gene Ontology annotation, biological process: cardiac muscle cell differentiation; smooth muscle cell differentiation. Lineage: Eukaryota; Metazoa; Chordata; Actinopteri; Cyprinodontiformes; Poeciliidae. The record is from RefSeq and is a predicted model, not a curated record. Bases 496 to 3459 code for a protein of 987 amino acids. The transcript is spliced from 13 exons.
ACAAGAUAGCAUCAGAUUAUAAACCUGACUCUUUUGAAGGCAAGCUAGGUUACUUUUUCCUGUCUUUUUUCCCCUACCUCCUCAGAUACUGCCUCUAAGUCACACAACGAAGAAACUUUUUUUUUCCCCCUCGGUCAGUCUAGUGUCACAUAAAAAAGGAGAUUCGCUGAUAACUUGCUGUGCUCUGAGCUAAUAUGAAACACCAAGCUGAACUUGGGUGUCUUUGAGGCAAUGUUUUCCUUCGCCUAUCUCUUUGCCUAUUUCAAGUCCCCAGUGGUAUAAAUUGUCGGAGCGGACCCUAUCUGUCUCUGGGUGGGCUUUCAAAGGCGGCCCAUCAGUUAAGGCUUCAGUAAAGAGGUUCCUCCUGAUGCUGCGAGGAAGAGUCCCAGUCGUUUCUGGACCUUUUAACAGGCUGAUUUACAGUAACUGUUGUCUGCAUUCGGAGGGAGGUGACCCAAGAAGAAAUGUCAUCCGCUGGGGAUUGAAGGGGGAGCCAUGAACGCUGUGAAAUGCUCAGAGGUCUGCAACGACGCUCCACGGGACAGACGGCAUCCCGGUCUCCCACAGAGGGCCACACAUGCUGGCAGAGAAGCUGGACGGCAGACAGACGGGCCAGGCCACAGACCCAGGAAACAGACAAGCGAAGGCAAAAAUGUGCUACAGUUAAGACUUCAGCAGAGGAGGACACGAGAGCAGCUGGCAGACCAGGGCAUCAUGCCUCUGAACCAUGGCAAGUUCCCCAAGCAGGAGGACUCGUAUGCCUUUGAGGAGGACAGCAGCAGCGAGAGUCUGUCUCCGGAGCAGAACCACAGUGACGAGUCACAGGGCUCAGCCUGCCCUUCAUCUGACGCCGUCGGCAGUACGGCCUCCUCCUCCUCCUCACCUGCGCUGACCAGCCCACGACAGGGUAGUGCAACCAGAGGCCCACCAGACCAAAGCCAGGAAGAAGGCCUGUCUUCCCCUAACGCCAACCAGGUAGCUCCACCAAUACCGGUUCCUGCAAUAGUCAAGUCCAAGACGUCGGACAAGAACCGACAUAAGAAGCCCAAAGAUGUGAAGCCAAAAGUAAAGAAGCUCAAGUACCACCAGUACAUUCCUCCAGACCAAAAGGUGGAGAAGUCUCCUCCGCCCAUGGACUCGGCCUACGCCCGACUCCUGCAGCAGCAGCAGCUGUUCCUGCAGCUUCAGAUCCUCAGCCAGCAGAAACAUACUCACACACAUUCACAGAUACAGCAGCCACAGCAGCAACACAUACACUCCAUGCAGGCCCAUGCCCAGCAGAGACAGCCCACCUUCAGCUACCAGCCUCAGCUGCCAGCCAGCGCCCAGAAGGGCAACAGUGAGCAGGUACCAUCUUGCGCCUCUAGUGGUCCUGCCAGCAACUCAAACAGCAACUCCUCUUCUCCUGUCAAGAACACAUUUCCCAAUCAAAACAACGUUUCGCCUGUCAAAGUUGGUCCACUACCUGCUAAUCUGGACGACCUUAAAGUUUCCGAGCUCAGGCAACACUUGCGCAUUCGCGGCAUGCCUGUUUCAGGGACCAAACAAGCCCUCAUCGAACGACUCCGACCCUUUAAGGACUCCAUCGUGGACUCCUCACCGUCAGGGUCCUCCGACAUCACAACUUUAACUUUUCCGGUCACACCCACUGGCUCCCUGUCUUCCUACCAGUCCCCAUCUUCCUCCAGCAAUCUGUCGCAGGGAGGAUACUUUCCCUUCCCAAGUACCUCUUCCACGCCGCCCAUCUCUCCGGCCUCCUCUGAUCUGUCCCUCAGCGGCUCCCUCCCGGACAGCUUCAGCGACGUGCCAAUGUCCUCUCCAAACCAGUUCAACCUGCAGCCGUCCCCAACCCAAACUGCCAUAGAGGAUGGCCUGGGUGCAGGACGAGGAGGCGCCAGGGCGUGUGGAGGGAACCAGAGAGCAGGAGAGGACGAAAGGAGUGAUGGAAGUCUGGAAGCCGAAAAAGAUAAGAUGCUGGUGGAGAAGCAGAGGGUCAUCGAGGAGCUGACGUGGAAAUUGCACCAGGAGCAAAGACAGGUUGAAGAACUGAAAAUGCAACUUCACAAGAGGAAACGCUGCUAUGGAGCGACUGAGGACGCCAUCCCUCCACUGUCUCACCCCUCAAUGCUGCACCAACAGCAGGCCACACCUAUGAUGGGCCAGCAUUUUCUGGGGGUGACAAUCAAGCAAGAGCCCAUGUCCUUGUCGUCUAGUUGUCCCCUGUCUUCCUCCAAGCAGCUCAAGAGCCCUCCUGGCAGCUGCAUGGACAAUAUGGGGUGCUGCAACAAUCCCAUACCAAAUCUGGGCGGUGGUCCUGGUGGGCCACAAUGCAUGGACACAGACCCUUCCUCUGCCAGCCCCGCCACCAUGUCAGCCUUUCUGAGUCCCCAGUGUUCUCCGCAAGAUUCUCCUGUCGGAAAACCCACCAGCAGCUCCCAGCCUCCGUCGCCUAACAGCCCCUACCUGCUGUCUCCUCUGCUGGGGAGAGACAGCUGUGGAGGUCACAACAUGCAGGUGCAGCAGAGGACUGGUAGCCAGCCGUUAAACUGCUCUUAUCCUUCGGACCAAAGAAGCCUUCAGGCCGCAUUUCCCAGCUCACCUGACUGUGGUCUUAACCACAGCGGCCCCAUCAAGGCCGAGAGUCAGAAUAUGCAACCGAAGAUGUCAGCAUUGCCAUCUUCCCGGCAUGUUGGCCAAAAGUGCCAGGUCUCCCCCCCUGCCUUCAGUAGCUCAGAUUCAGAUGCAUCUGACUUAAGACAGCCCCCAUGCUAUGAGGAUGCAGUGAAGCAGCAACUGACCAGGAGUCAGCAGAUGGAUGAACUGCUGGACGUGCUCAUAGAAAGCGGAGAGAUGCCAGCUAACGCAAGAGAAGAGAGGGAGAGGUCCUCUGUAACACAAGUUGUGCCUCACAUUACUGUGUCCCCAGGGUGUCCCGGCCUUCUCAUCCCAAGGUUCCACUGGCACUACGAACACCUGUCCCCCAACCAGAUGCCCUACGACCAUGCCGCCAAUCACGCCACCGAGAGCCACUUGCAGACUCUGCUGGGUAACCCUAUGGGACGGGGAGGGGAGAUGGGGCUCCUUAAAAUGGCCGCCGCCGCCGGACACCAGGAAGACGAAGGGAACAGAGACGCUGAAGAGUACGGCAGCCACCACUGCCGCCCCCACCAUUCCCAGCCGGACAAACUCCAGACCAACAGAGAUCGGUUAGACACGCCGCUGUCGCCCGGUAGCAGUAAGGUGUUCGCCGUCCCUGAGGUCCAGGGGAUGGUCAGCAUGGCCUUUAGCGAGACGCCGUGGGAAACGAUGGAGUGGCUGGACCUGACGCCUCCCAGUUCCGCGACUGCUUUCGCCGGCGCUGCUCAGCCCAGUGCACCCAGCAUCUUUAACACAGAGUUCCUGGAUGUGACGGACAUUAACUUGAACUCUGCCAUGGACCUUCAACUGGAGCAUUGGUGAAAGCAACAAUGCCAACAUUAAUACCAAAGAACCAUUGAAUUCUGCCCUAGAUUUCUUUAGUCUAAGUGUGAGAAGUUCCUCUCUGCUGUCGUACAGUGGAAUAUUAUUUUGUUUAGUCGUCCAAAGUGUGACAGCCUAAAGAGAUGUUGACAUUUUAUCUUGAAUCUAAACUUUACUGAACUUAUUUUCCACCAAUGUCAUCGUAACCAAACAAACAAACAAAAAAAAAAAACAGGUGCUCUUUGAUACAAUUUGUGUCCAUUUUGAACAUUGGUGCGCACAACUGUCUCUGAGUUGAGGACUGACAGUGGACACAUGUAGUCCUUCCUGUACGCACCAUCAGUGUUACACCACCUAGACUUGAAGACAGAAUUUGCCAAUCACUGCAUACCUACAGAGUGAAUAUUUGUGUUCCUGGAAUAAAAGAAAGAAAAAUCCCCCCCAAAAGACUAACAAGAAUAUCUGGAUUUCAUAGAAGCAGCCAAAUUGUAAAUAUCACAACAGUUUUGGAAAAUCUCACAUCUACAUGCUGCUGUCAAAGGUGUGGGAGAGAGUACAACCCGAAAAUGAAGUGUAUAAUACAACCAUUUUAACGUUUGAUGUAAAUAUGAUAUAUAUAUAAAAACUCACAGAGCACCUCUUGCUUAACACACAUUUGUCACAGUUUGCUUGAGCUUUGAAUAUAGGAAUGGUUGUUUGUUUUUUUUAUACAUAUCUACAGUUUCUGACAUAUUUAUGUACAGGAAGACAUAAAGGGGAAAGCCAUGUCUGAGGGAUUUUUGGUCUUAUCAGUUUAAACCACAAGACAAACUGUGCCUUACUUGCAAAACAUCCUUUAUGAAUAAAAUUUCCCAGUUUUAUAUUGAUGACUCUACAAAAGCUAAAAGGCAUUUUGAAAGCUACAAAAAGUCAACUUCAAAAAGAAAAAAGAAAAAAAUAUAUAUAUAAAGAGAUAAUUUUAAAUGUAAUUUUUGCCCUCUUAAAUUGCAACAUCUCCAUUUCAAAGUCAAUCACAUUUAUUUAUUUUGUGAUUUUGUAUUUAUUCUUGAUCUUGUAUUUAUGCUGACAUUCCUUUGAUACUUUUUGAUGUAACCAAAAAUUAUAUAUAUAUAUAUAUUUUUUUGUUUGUUUUGAUUUUGGACCACUGACUCUUUUAGGCUAAGCAGUUUCAAAAUGUGGGGAAAAGCGAAGGAGCCGACCUAAGAACCCACGUUAUCUCAAAUGACAGUUAUCGAUUGUGUGAACCGUCCAUUGUAAGCACUUGUGAAUAGAAAAGAAAUGUAAUAUAUUCAAAUCUUAACUGUGAAUACUUAUAAAAACUCCCCCUACAGCCAGCAGACAAAUUGGUCUGCUCAACAAGACUCAGAUCAGUAAUGUUCUGAACACUCUAAAAAGUAAGAGUUUGAAUUUCUAUAGUAUCUUCUGAAUGUAUUGAAAGAAAUCUAGACACCUGUAUGUGUUCUAAAUAUGCAGCAUCAUUCACAAAGCAAUUUCUAGGUUAUACAACAUUGUCAAUACCAUAAUAUUCAAAAGUUCUUGCAGCAGAAAGCCAAUUUUUUAUAAAAAGACAAUCGUUUUUAUUUCUGUUGUCUGACAUUUAUGCUACGUUUAUGUCAGAAGAUUACCGGUACAUAAUUUUGUGGGGGUUAGAGAGGAUUUUAUAAAAUUGGCUUUAAACUGCCUUUAAACUUGAAUUCAUCUUUUUGGGCAUCCUGACGCAAGUUUCUCACACUAGUUUGCUGAAAUCAUGGCCCAUUCGUCCUGACAGAACUUGCUCACGCACACCUUUUGAGCUAAGGAAUCCAAAAUACCUAGAAGCAAUGCCACUUUCACCAGUGGCAGGCCGUGGAUUUGGUACCAGGGCCUUCAUAGGGACUUUGCUGAUUUAAUCCACCACUAAGGCCUUACAAGUAUGCAAGCCACCAACACUAUAGUAAACACAAAACGCAAUAUAACAGGGUCAGGCAUUACAAAGGUUUGUUCAGUCCUUAAAUAAAGUUAGUUUUGAGUUUUCGGAUUUCAAGUAUCCUGCUCUAAAUGCAACGUUUAGACCACAUAUUUAAAUGUGUCCUGAGUGACCACAUGAAUCCUAAAUACCUGAGCCAUAUCCAGUUAAAUAUAGAGAGAAGACAGCUAAGACCAUAUAUAUAUAUACCGUUGGUAUAUAUAGAUAUAAUAAUUUGCAGCACAGUUUGUUUAUCAAUUAGCCUAAUAAUUAAUUAUGAGUUUUUCACCUUUUGUGAGUGAAUACUAUUGCUAUAACAAUAAAAAAAAACAACAGUUUGGACACCUCCAAAUCUCUACACUAUAUCCAGCUGUACCAAAAAACGAACAGAAUUUCACACACAUUAACAAGAGCAGCACAGUUUCCUGGCGACGUGCUUUGCUAGCCAAACUUGCUAUAGCUUCACUCUGACUGUCCAAUCAGAGGGCGGAAAACCUCUGACACCACUUCCAGCAGGUGUUGCGUAUCAGCGAACCUGAAAGCUGAUUGGUUAAAAGAACCGUUCAGUUCGUUUACAGAACGUCAACAUGGCUGCACAGAUUCUGAAGGCUCUGGGCAGAUUAGGCUGUACGACACAAAGGAACUAAAAUCUGAUUGGAAGGAACAACGAUAAUGCACACCGACAUGUAUGGGAAGCAAUGCAGCAACAAAAGAAAACAAAGAUAAAUUUGAUAAAUAUUUUGGAAGUAAGUAAAUAAAAUUUAGUUGAACAAAAGUUAUAAUUUGGCUUGUAAACAUCUGAUAGUGCUUAGGCCUGAAGAGAAGGCUUUUAUUGGCUCCGUCGGCCCAACGCUGCUGUUGCUAUUGUUAGCAAAACGGCUAAUCCAGGUAGGAGCGUUUAUUUUUCCUCUGUGCUGAUUGGUUGCACUCACAAGAGCUGAAGUAUUAAUUUCUGUGCCUAGUAAUGAAUACUAUGGUAUAUUUGGUGUGUGAGCUAUUCAAAUAUGUAAUUAUUUUUAUAAGGAGUCUCAGAUAUUCCUGGGGUCUAGCUAUUCAUAGGCAGUUGUGUUCCCUAACCCCUGCAAAUACCAGAUGUCCACCUUAUACUUUCUGUUCGAUUCCCUCUUCUUCCGGCAAAUAUAACAAAGAUCAUUAUGGCCAACUUUUUGACUUUAGUUUCUCCUGAGCCCAUGGCAUGUCUCCAAAAGUUAAGGGUUUCACAAAUUGUAAUGUUUUUCUUUAAUGUCCUUUUUGGAACAAUGACUCUUGAGUGGCCUUUCAAAACCUUUCAGUGUGAAUAAAAUCUCACCACAUUAAGACAGACUCUUCACAGUGUAGUCAGGCUCAUGUUACCCAAGAAUAAACCUUUCUUGUAGAGGUCCAUAACUCUCUUCUAGGUAUCUUGGCUGAUUUCUUUAGUUUUUUUUGUUUGUUAGUUGUUGUUUUUUUUCAUAUCACACAAGGAAGCAAUGUGUUUGAGGGAUUGGCUUAAACUGCAUUCAGUUGUACUUGACUAUGAAUAUAUCUGAAGCUCCUAAAUCCUUGACAUUACCAUCUGGACUUAUUUAAAGUAAACAAAAUAAUAACCUUGGUGCGCAUAAACCUCUAAAUUUGAUGAAAGAGAUUAAAUAAAAUUCCAUUGUUAUUGCAUUUAGCUCAUAUAAAUAAUUGUAAUCCUAACUUACCUUAAAGGUUCAGUUGUAUCGAAUGUCAGAGAAUUGUUUUUCUUUUUAUACAAUAUGCAUAUAUCUGGUUUCUACACUGUAUAUUUGAUGAAAACCCCUAGAAGGCAUAACCAAGAUUUAAUUGUGAGAGGUGGCCAAAAAAAAAGCACUAACUGAAAUUAAAAUGCAGCUUGAUGAAUUUCUUGUCAUACUUUCUAUAAACUAUUCUAACCAUUUUAUUUGUCACAUUGGGGUUAUAUCAGUGUGUGGGAAGCAUUGCUUUAGAGCCAAAAGGGAAAGAUCGGGCAAGUUUGGUUUUUUUGGACGACGGAAGAGUCGUGUAGAACAUUUGCAAUAGAAAAAAUUUUAAUAAUUCAGAGUGAAUCAUAAAUUCCAGACAGGACUGCUGGCUGGAAAUUCAAGCUCUUGAACUUAAACUGCCAUCACAUUUUAUCUAUGAUUUCUUAGCUUUAACAAGGAGUGGAUUAAUUUGACCUGACAUUGCUAUAUAAGAUGUAAAUUAUAGGUUUGAAACUUUAUUUAGGCAUCUGCUAAGCUAAGCUCUCAUUUAUAUUGCAUAUAAAUGAGAUAUAAAAUAUAAAGAUCUGGGACUUGUAGGUAAACCCGUGCUAGCUGCUUUAGGAAUGCUAAUUAGCUAGGAAUUAGCAUUCUUAAAGCAGCUAACACAGGUGUCUCUUCUCCUUUUGUUUGAGAAGAGACAGCAAAUUAUCCCCAAAUAUGUUGACUUUGAUAGGGAUAAAUUUAAUCUACUUUUUGCACUCAGCAGAUAUUCCUUUCAACAUUCCAAAUUAAAUGAUGAAUUGGAUUCAAAUAAAUCCCAUUUUAUUUGCUAAAUCUAUCUUUGCUAGCAAAUCUAUCCCAUUGUUGGUUUUUUUUUUUUUUUUUUUUUUUUUUUU